This is a messenger RNA of Mizuhopecten yessoensis (Yesso scallop), 6530 nucleotides long. RefSeq names its product nephrin-like. Bases 270 to 3362 code for a protein of 1030 amino acids. Lineage: Eukaryota; Metazoa; Mollusca; Bivalvia; Pectinida; Pectinidae. The record is from RefSeq and is a predicted model, not a curated record. The transcript is spliced from 18 exons.
CAGGGACGAGUAUCAGAUAUGUUUCUAGUAACUCCCCCGUCACAUUGACAUGUCCGGCUGAUGACCAAGCCACCGAUCUGACCUGGAGAGGACCCGGAUAUAUUCAGUAUUUCAUUGGUACCACGGUGGCGGCUGGUCUGAGUGGUAUAAUAAAAUCCCGGGUCUCUGCCCGUCACACCGGAGGGAAUUAUACACUGACGUUUACAGGAUUCAGGUACAGUGACGAGGGACUAUACAAAUGCACAGUGGAUGGGACAGAGUACCUACAGAUGAUCGUUAAACGAGAUAGGAGUCAAACAACUGUGAAUGUCCAAAGUAACAACUCCGUCACACUGACCUGUGCUGCUGAUGACCAGGUAUCUCACCUUGCCUGGACAAAACUUGUCGGUUACUGGCGUACGUAUGUCAGUAAUACCACGGUGACGACUGGUCUGAGUAGUAGCAUUAAAUCCCGGUUAUCUGCUAGACACACGGGAGGAAGAUAUACACUGACGUUUACAGAGUUCCGGUCCAGUGACUCCGGGUAUUAUCGGUGUGAAGUGGAUGAUACAUUGUACCGUCAACACGUCCGUUUACAAGUUCCACCAAAUUUUCCAAAGAUAGAAAACACAGUACGUGUAAAUGGUCAAAACAGAACAACAAUGGUGGAAGACAGAAGAAUGACCUUGAAAUGCAACGCAAAUGGUGGUAUUCCGACCGCCAGUGUUUCAUGGAUCAAAGAUGGUAUCAACUUGGUAACGUCAACCCGCUACACAAAAGUGUUUACCCGAGCGGACGACAGGACCGUGUAUACAUGUCAGUCUAGUAGUCAAGCCUUAACCAGUCCCCAGACCACCAGUGUGUUGGUAUACCUAGAUUUGAAGCCGAGACAACCAAUUAUAUCUGAUGAGUUGUCCCAGACAGAGAACGCGACUCUACAAGUGAAAUGUGUGUCUACAGGAAGUAGACCAGCGGCCGUUAUUCAGUGGAAUGUCGGUUAUACAUGGACAUCCAAUACUUCCACAGAUGUCAAAGUAAAGGACAGUGCUACGGAUACCUACACCGUGACGUCAACACUUUCACUACCAGUCACCCGUCAGGACAAUGGGAAGUCUGUGUACUGUAGAGCUAGUAACCAGGCCUUGUCUGGAGGGAUUGAGUCAGUACGACACAGUAUAACAGUAUUGUUUCCAGCAACAUUUCCCGAGAUAAGUAACACAGUAAGUGUGGAUGGUCAAAACAGGAUAACAGGAGUUGAAGGCAGAAGUAUGACCUUCACAUGUAACGCACCUGGUGGUUCUCCGGCCGCCAGUGUUUCAUGGAUCAAAGAUGGUAUCACCUUGGUAAUGUCAGAGAGCUCAGCCCGCUACACAAAAGUGCUCACCCGAGCUGACGACAGGACCGUGUAUACAUGUCAGUCUAAUAGUCCAUCCCUGACAAGUCCUCAGACCACCAGUGUUUUGGUAUACCUAGAUUUGAAGCCGAGACAACCAACUAUAUCUAACGAGUUGUCCCAGACAGAGAACGCGACUCUACAAGUGAAAUGUGUGUCUACAGGAAGUAGACCAGCGGCCGUUAUUCAGUGGAAUGUCGGUAAUACAUGGACAUCCAAUACUUCCACAGAUGUCAAAGUAAAGGACAGUGCUACGGAUACAUACACCGUGACGUCAACACUUUCACUACCAGUCACCCGUCAGGACAAUGGGAAGUCUGUGUACUGUGGAGCUAGUAACCAAGCCUUGUCUGGAGGGAUUGAGUCAGUACGACACAGUUUAACAGUAUUGUUUCCAGCAACAUUUCCCGAGAUAAGUAACAUAGUAAGUGUGGAUGGUCUAAACAGGACAACAGGAGUUGAAGGCAGAAGUAUGACCUUCACAUGUAACGCAUUUGAUGGUUCUCCGGCCGCCAGUGUUUCAUGGAUCAAAGAUGGUAUCACCUUGGUAAUGUCAGAGAGCUCAGCCAGCUACACAAAAGUGCUUACCCGAGCUGACGACAGGACCGUGUAUACAUGUCAGUCUAAUAGUCCAUCCCUGACAAGUCCUCAGACCACCAGUGUGUUGGUAUACUUAGAUUUGAUGCCGAGACAACCAACUAUUCCUGACGAGUUGUCCCAGACAGAGAACACGACCCUACAGGUGAAAUGUGUGUCUACAGGAAGUAGACCAGCGGCUGUUAUUACCUGGAAAGUCGGCGGUUAUUGGCAGUCCAACAAUCCUACAGAGGUCAAAGUAAAGGACAGUGCUACAGAUACCUAUACCGUGACGUCAACACUUUCACUACGAGUCACCCGUCAGGACAAUGGGAAGUAUGUGUACUGUAGAGCCGGUAACAGGGUUGGGCGAUUGCAAUCAGCACGACGCAUAACGGUAUUGUAUUCUCCCGCCAUCCAAGUAAGUUACAACCCUACAGACAGAGUGUUGAGAUGCGUCCCCGACGGAUACCCUGACACCUAUCAGUUUGGUCGGUGGCGUCACACAGCAGUAGACGGAACAGAGAUACGUCAGUUGACAGGCAGUUCUAGUUUCACUCAGUCUCUCCUGACCCUGCCUGACCUAAGUAUUAACAGACGUUAUGAGGACACAGGCUACUAUGUAUGCAACGCCUCCAACGGCAUUCCCGCAUCGUCCUCUUACAGAGCCGGCUCUGUGUUCCUUGCUGUAGAAGCUCCUCCCGAGGUACAUUUGCCAUCUAACACUGCAGUAGUCGAGGGAGAGAUAGGGAAUGGUGUAACAAUAGAAGUGGAGUUCUACAGCAGACCGGCGGUCAGUAUUAGUGACGUCACAUGGACCAGAGGAUCGGAGGAAUUACUUCCCCCUACUACUUUCGUUGCAGCUUUAGGUAUCAGGUCUAUCAUGACUUCAUUCCAUGAAGUAGACGUUCAGGUCAAAGGUUAUGUGGCCGUACUGAACAUCAAAACACUAGCGGAGGGGGACCUUGGUAACUACACAGUAACAAUAGUAAGCAGAGUCGGUAAAGGACAAUACAACGUUGAGGUUAUCAGCGCAGUUCCACAAGAUGAUGGGGAUAAAACAAGAAUAGCCCUCAUCUGCGUGUCAUCCUUUCUUGCUGUUGUGGUGGUUGCGGUGGCCGUUUCUGUUUUAAUUUGUAUGUGGAAAACUCCUUGGUGCGUUAAGAAAGACGGCACAAGGAUACAACACGUGGCUGAAACAAGGCAGCAUUCCGGACGAGACAAUAUUGCGUUCAACGAAAGCAAUCAAAGGCUGUCGACCUAUGAAGCUCUGAAUCUUGCUAAUAGGAGUUCACCUGCAAUAUAUGAAGACAUUCGCGGGCAAGGUCAGCAACCAUCAGGCGAUACCAGGGAUGGACAUUCCUUUCGGUUUCAUGGAAAUGACGCAGAGUCAAAUGUGUAUGAAAACUGUUGAAGAGACAGUAAUUAUGAUUCAUAGUUUCUUAUAUGGUGGUCCAGUCAGUCUAACGGGUGACUGUAAUGUAGACCAAAUCGCCUCAAGGACUAUGGAACUCCAUAACUUCAACAACAAAUCACCUCUCCGACACGAGAAACAAAGGAUACCUGUACUCUAAUAGAUCACAUGUACACUAACAUUCUAUGUAAAAGUGUGUUACCAAUGGGUAUUAGUGAUAAUCACGUGUUAUUUGUCGUUCAGAAGCUGCGACAAAACAUGAACCAGAGAUUUUCGACGAAGUUGACGACGACUGGCAAACAUUUAAGGAAUUCUUCUUUGAAGUUGUAAACAAGCAUCUAUCUUUAAAGGAAAAAACGUGCAAGGCCAAAAACAGAACCAUAUAUCAAUGUUGAUAUUUUGAGUGAAAUGUUUAACCGAGAUUAUCAUCAUAAAAAGGCCAGGAUAUAAAAAUUUGAAACUGACUGGCAGUUGUUUCGCGCAUCUCGUAAGAUCACGUGCAAAACGAGACUUCUUAGACGAGGUUAUCCUGGAAUGUUCGAAUAAUUCAAAGGAAAUGUGUAGGAGGAUUAAAACAUUUCUUCCCAAUUAAAAUCUUCUCUUCCUUCGAGUAUCAAAGUCAAUGACACUGACGUUUACAGAUGACUUUGAUAUUUCAAAUGGUUUCAAUACUUUUUUAUAGUACCAUUGCCCCUAAAAUUGCAACCAUAUAUGACGACAGCCUUCUACAUGUAGAUUUAUCUAAUAUUAAUAACAAGUUUGUUAUACCCACAUGUAAACAAUUAAUUUGUAUGUAAACACAUAAAACUACUAGGUGUAAUGUUAAUGAAAUUUGCUGGUGAUACUGUUAAUAAUGCACUUGUUUGUAUUUUUAGUUUAUCUAUUAAUUCAUGUUCAUUUCCAAUAGAAUCGAAAACUGCAAAAGUAUUUCUAGUGUUCAGGUCUGGUGAUAGGGCUGAUGUCAACAAUUAUAUGCCUUUCCCUGUUUUACUUAUUGUAAGUAAGAUACUGGCGAUGCUGUAAUUCAUCCACUUGUUUGUAUUUUUAAUGUAUCUAUCAAUUCAUGUUCAUUUCCAAAAGAAUUGAAACUGCAAAAGUUUCUCUAUUGUGUAAAUCUGGUGAUAGGUCUGAUGUCAACAAUUACAUGCCUUUUUACUUUCUGUUUUACCUUUUGUAAGUACGUUACUUGAGUGACAUGUGCAUGAUUAUCUCUAUACGUGUCUCUUUGAUAACAGUCUGUUGAUUGACAUUCAGUUUGGGUUUCGUUCAAAUCACUCUAAUGAGUCGGCACUUGUGAGCUUAGUUGAAAAGUGGUUUAAGACUAUGGACGAUGGUAAACCUACAGGUGCCAUUUUCCUUGAUCUAAGCAAGGAAUUCGACACGGUGAAUCACCAUGUGCUUCUUCAAAAACUUUAAAUGUUUCGGAAUGUCAGAUAUGUGCCUUAGAUUCUUUUCUUUAUACCUUAAAGAUAUACAAACAUGUGUAAAUGUUAAAGGUAAAUUGUCCAAGUUUGUACCUGUGACAACUGCUGAUCCUCAAUGAUUCAUCCUUCGACCCUUCUUUUUAUACUUUAUAUGAAUGACUACAGUAAACACUUCAAGGGACUAAUGUCAACGAUAUUUAAUUUAGUCUGUCAGAGGAUCUUAAGCGUAUAGUUAAUCGUAAGGAUCAGAACAAACUUAGUUUGAACCUGAUUAAGACUCAAUGCAACAUGUCAUUGAAAAAGUAAAUAGUACCAAACUUCUUGGUGUUAUUAUUGGUGAAUGUUUGAGCUGGGAGAACCAUAUAGAACAUUGGUGUCAGACAAUAUCCAAAAAGGCUGGUGUUUUUAAACGUGUAAGACCAUUUAUGUCCAUCUAUCUGUAUGACAAAAAAGUGUACCAUAGCAUUGUUUUACCGCACUUCCUAUACUGUUCUGUGUCAUGGUGUACUCCAUUUAAUAUGGAAUAUUUAAACAAACUGUGUAUGCUUCAAAAACGGGCAGCAAGAGUAGUUCUUAAAGUUAUAGAAUUGUUUACCCCAACCCCUGUUCUUUUACAACGGUUAAGGUGACUCCCAAUGCAGAAAUUUUACCAGCAAAAGACUUUAUGUGAAAAAAUGAAGGACAAAUUAUUAUUAAAAACAUUCUAUGGAACAAUUAUGAAACCUCGCUGCACUUUUUACCUAGCAUAGUUUUUAAGAAGGAAUACCUUCCUUUUUUUUAUAGCUGUGAGUAUUUUAAAAACAAAUUUAGAAAGCUCACACCGUAUUUUACGUAGUUUGUGUCUAUAAGAAGGAAUACCUGCAUAUAAUGUUUUAGAUGAGACGAAUAUUUUUAUACUUUAGCUUGUCAGGAUCUGCACAUGUGAUAUUGUUAUUAUUUAUGUUAUUGUAUGUAGCAUGCUCAUGCCCAGUUUAAAUAGUGUACUUCAAGGCCAUAUUGUAAAUUAGAUGUAAAUCUAAAUAUGUAACCAUGUCUACAUAAAAUAUUUCAUUAUUAUUAUUAUCAUGUCCUUUAAUAACCAUAGCUGUUCGUAGGGCGUUAAUCACCAACAAACCAAAGCAAACCUUUCGUAAAAGAUAAAAAGUGUAAAAUUCAACUGAAGACUGGUUUUUUUUCAAUAUUUUCUCUGUUAAAUAGAUUGUUUGUUAAAAGUAUAUUAUGUUCACACCAGUUUUAAAAAGUCAGUAAAUAUUGUUUUUUAUUUUUCUAUUUUUUAUUAUUUUGAUGUUUGCUUUGUGUAUUCAUUUUAAAUAAAACAACGCAAAUUAUGUUUCAGUUCAUGAUUGUGUCCUGUAUAGAGGAUCGUGAAGCCUUUUUCCAGAAUUUAUGAGAGAAAAAAAAUAAUGGUGAUUUCCGGUUCAUCCACAGGAAACAUGAAAGUGUUCAAAAACUAUAAGUAUAGUUUGAUCGGCAGGUAGAAAUUCCGUCUGUCGUGUUCAGAAAUACACUGGUGCAUGCUAAAUUACUUAAAUACAGUUUUAGGUUAAUUGAAGAAGAAUUCCUCUCAGAACGAAGGGCGUUCUCGACAAUUUAGGUAUCUUGUAGACGACAGAGAAAUUGCAAUUCUUUAUCCUUGUAAAUAUAUUUCUUUGAUGUUUGUCACAUUUGCAUAAGAUGCGAUACUGUACAUCUUUAUUUUUCCAGAAGGCAGAUGCUUUAUACUUUUCUAAAUAAAUAUUAUGUU